Molecule: messenger RNA, 881 nt
Organism: Aricia agestis (brown argus)
Lineage: Eukaryota; Metazoa; Arthropoda; Insecta; Lepidoptera; Lycaenidae
Product: thymidylate kinase
Exons: 6
Coding region: 167-799 (210 amino acids)
Biological process (GO): dUDP biosynthetic process; dTTP biosynthetic process; dTDP biosynthetic process
Cellular component (GO): nucleus; cytoplasm; mitochondrion
Molecular function (GO): dTMP kinase activity; ATP binding
Source: RefSeq, a predicted model, not a curated record
AUGACGUUAUUUACACUUACUUGGUUAUCGCUUUUGUUUAAAUUAAAUUAGUAUAUUUCUAUUUAAAUUAAGGUAAAUUGCAAGUUAGUUGGAAGAUUUCUGAAACAGUUUUAAUUUUAUAUUAUUGAAGGAAGUCAUAGCAAUAUAAUAUUUGGUAUUUAUUAUAAUGCUUACAAAACGGGGUGCUUUAAUUGUUAUUGAAGGUGUCGACAGAACGGGAAAAACUACGCAAUGUAAAUUACUCGUUGAAAAUUUAAAAAAGAUGGCAAUCGACGCCCAGUACAUGAAUUUUCCAGACAGGACUACAGAAAUUGGGAAAGUUAUUGAUGCAUAUCUAAAGUCCAAGAAUAAUCUAUCAGAUGAAGCAAUUCAUCUGUUAUUUUCUGCAAAUCGUUGGGAGAAGUCAAGUCACAUACGGAAACUCCUGGACCAUGGUAUAUCUAUAGUUAUGGAUAGAUACUGCUACUCGGGUGUUGUUUUCUCAUCAGCAAAAGGACUAGACUUGAACUGGUGCAAAACAAGUGACACGGGGCUACCACAACCUGACAAAGUAUUUUUCUUAAAUAUGCCCUUAGAGAAAGUUCAAGAAAGAAAUGGAUUUGGAAAUGAAAGAUAUGAAAAUACAGAUUUCCAGAAAAAAGUAAUGCAGAUGUAUAUGAAAUUAAAAGAUGAUAGCUGGGAUAUAGUCGAUGCAAGCAGAACAAAAGAAGCAGUGCAAGACUACUUAUUAAACAGUAUAGUCGAAGUUGUAAAAAAUGUUGGGAACAAACCAGUGAAUAAGAUUGUAUGGACUGAUUAAUUAUGACAUUUAUUUAAUUACAAUUAUUAGUGAUAGUAUGUGAAUUAGAAAUAAUGUGAAAUAAAAUAAUAUUAUAUUUUUA